Liolophura sinensis is the source of this 591-nucleotide messenger RNA. RefSeq names its product toll-like receptor 13. Gene Ontology annotation, biological process: signal transduction. The record is from RefSeq and is a predicted model, not a curated record. Gene Ontology annotation, molecular function: signaling receptor activity. Lineage: Eukaryota; Metazoa; Mollusca; Polyplacophora; Chitonida; Chitonidae. The coding region runs from base 1 to 591 and encodes 196 amino acids. Gene Ontology annotation, cellular component: plasma membrane. The transcript has 3 exons.
AUGGAUUUAAGGUAUACCUGCAGAUAUGCUGAAAAGCCACCAAGCGGUAAAGAAAAGGCUCUUGAGACAAAACAGUUCUUCAAUGCUGAAAAUCUGCGUGUGGUUGACCUAGCAUACUCUGGAAUUCAGGAUUCGUAUAAUUUCCACAACUACCAGUGGGCCUGCAUUGUUCUGAGAAGCGUCCUAGAGAAUGAGAACAAUUACACUCUGUGCCUCCAUGAUCGUGAUUUCCCCGUUGGUGUCAGCAUACAACAGAACAUUGUGGACGCCGUCAACAACAGUCGGAAGGUCAUCCUGGUGAUCAGCAGAGCCUUCCUGACCAGUGACUGGUGUGAGUUUGAAAUUCAAAUGACAGGCAUGCGCAUGAUGAGAGAUGGACGUGAGAACGCCAUCAUUGUGAUCAUGAUUGAAGAGAUCCCUGUGGCAGAAAUGCCAAGAUCGCUACUAAAUCUGUGGAAACACAUCACAUUUCUUCUGUGGGAUAACGAACGAGCUGACGAGCCGGAAUUCUGGGACAGAUUACUUGAGGUGAUGGCGCGUCCUCAGUUACUCAUCAUCACACAACGGAAAUGGGUGAAUCUGAGCGUCUAA